UCAACAGGCACCAGAAGGAGAGAAGAAGAGGGCGACAGAAAGUAUUUAAAUAAAUAGAUUGUUGUUGAAGUACUACAAUACAACAUAAAUAGCCAAAGCUAAAACGGGAAACCUUUGCAACACACUUUUAAAAAAAUAUUUUUUUUUAUAGCUAGCUGGAUACAGUUGCUUCCACGAAAUGUGUUUGACUGCUAAACUAGCCGACUGGCUCAGCUCGGUUCCGGCCUAAAAUAGCUAACGUUAGCUCCUCGGGGGAAAAAACAAACAAUUCAAGUGUACAUUACCACGUAUGCAGAUGUUCAUCUAACGAAAGCAACGGAAUGCUGAUGGAACGUUAGUCCAACUGAGUCACCAAUUCUAGUCAUGCAAUGGGGAUGAGCGCUCUGCAGUGUGUAUGACCAGCUGUCUCCAGCCUGAUGGGAGGACUCUGUGGAUAGCAGCACCGUCUUCAGGACUCCAGGAGGAGAGUAGCCGCCCCUGCCAAGGAGGGCCGUUCAGAAUGAAGAAAAUCAGCCUUAACACCAUCCGCAAGUCCCUCAACAUCAAGGUCAAGGAAGAAGGAGGGGGGGACUUUGUCAUGCUCCAGCAGCCCUCGCUAGCGGUCGACUUCUCCAAGGAGGAAUCGCUUUUCGGGGGCUGCUACACUAAAGAUCUUGCGGGCUGCAACCUGGGAAUUGGUGAUGUGGGAGAGGAGAAGGCGGGACACAACAAGGGCCGGUCUAAGAGCGAGAGCCUGAUGGGUUCGCUGAAGAGGAGGCUGUCGGUCAAGCAGAAGGCCAAGGUCAAAGGUGGCUCAUUAGCCAUGGGGUCGGCUGACGAUGAUGACACCUUCUCCUCCUCCUCGGUCCCAAUCAGCUUCAACGAGGUCAAGGCCCAGCGUCCGUUACGAUCAGCGUCGCUCCGUAGCCACCAUUACAGCCCGUCUCCCUGGCCCCUGCGGCCUGUCGCUUCAGAUGAGGCCUGCAUCAAAAUGGAGGUGAAGGUUAAAGCCAUGGUCCAUUCCCCCAGCCCAGACCUGAAUGGCGUGAGGAAGGAGUUCCGCCACCAUGACUUUCAGAUGGAGAACAUCUUCCAGGAGCCGCAGAACGGAGACCUGAACAGUGACAAACAUGUGCCUGAAGUCCUGGGCCUCACGCCGCAGGACUACAUUCAGUACACCAUGCCUUUAGAGGAGGGGAUGUACCCAGAGGGGUCCCACUCUGUCCCCCACUCCUUCUGCCUGGGCAGGUCCUCGCCCAUGGAGGUGGUGACUGAGGCUGACAGUAGCUCCCUCCACGCCGACCACCAGAGUCAGGAGGACCAGGAUCUGGUGAGUCUGAACCGGAACCUUCCAGCGGACCUCUUCGUGGAGUCACAGUCGGUGAACGGCCUCUUCAUCGGCUCUAACGGUGUGAUGCUCCAUAGCUGCAGGGACAGGGUCAACGCUCAACAACACCCCGCUCCUCCCCAGCGCUCCCCUCUCCUGCCCGCGUUACCCAGCAACAUCAUCUCCAGGACUUACUCCAGGUUCGGCGGGGCAGAUGGCCACGUGGCGGCCCGGGUGAGGCAACACCUGAACUUUGACCUCGACUCUGCUCCAGGGGUGAGUCGGCUGUAUGACUCAGUCCGGAGCAGUGGACCAAUGGUAGUAACCAGCCUGACUGAGGAGCUGAAGAAGCUAGCCAGGCAGGGUUGGUACUGGGGACCUAUCACACGCUGGGAGGCUGAGGAGAAGCUGGUCAACCUGCCUGACGGCUCGUUCCUGGUCAGGGACAGCUCGGACGACAGGUACCUCCUCAGCCUUAGUUUCCGCUCCCAGACCAAGACCCUCCACACCCGAAUCGAACACUCCAACGGACGCUUCAGCUUCUAUGAGCAGCCUGAUGUGGAGGGACACACGUCCAUGGUGGACCUGAUAGAAUUCUCCGUCAAAGACUCUGAGAACGGAGCCUUCUGUUAUUCUAGAUCUCGCUUACCAGGGUCCGCCACCUACCCCGUCAGGCUGACCAAUCCCGUGUCUCGGUUUAUGCACGUGCGCUCUCUGCAGUACUUGUGUCGGUUUGUGAUUAGACAGUAUACCAGGAUUGACCUAAUUCAGAACCUGCCUUUGCCCAACAAGAUGAAAGACUACCUGCAGGAGAAGCACUACUGACUCGGUUGACACAGACGUGAGAUGGGACAGACAACGCUAGCAACUUGCACUUUUGGUUUCAGUUUAAGAGAUUCAACAAAGGUUUACAGACAUCCGUAGUUUGGAGACGAUCGAUUGGGUUCCAUUGGUUCUUUGUUUGUGUCCAGGGAUGUCUGAAAUUAAACCCUAUUAUGUAUGUAGUGCACUACUUUUGCCCAGAGCACUAGUUUAAAGUAGUGCACUACAUGGGGUGUCAUUUCAGAUUGCCCUUUGGUUAUUUUUGUUAGUGUCCAGUCCUCCGUUUCUCAGUUAAAGGAUUGUCGCCAAGCCUCCAGAGAGACGUAUCAUAGCAUCUCUGUUUCCCAGUUAUGGUUAAGUCAUUGGCCACGCCUCCAGAGAGACGUAUCAUAGCAUCUCUGUUUCCCAGUUAUGGUUAAGUCAUUGGCCACGCCUCCAGAGAGACGUAUCAUAGCAUCUCCGUUUCCCAGUUAUGGUUAAGUCAUUGGCCACGCCUCCAGAGAGACGUAUCAUAGCAUCUCUGUUUCCCAGUUAUGGUUAAGUUAUUGUGGCCACGCCUCCAGAGAGACGUAUCAUAGCAUCUCCGUUUCCCAGUUAUGGUUAAGUCAUUGUAGCCACGCCUCCAGAGUGACAUAUCAUAGACUAUCCAUUUAUCAGAUAAAGGGUUAAGUUAUUGUGGCCACGCCUCCAGAGUGACAUAUCAUAGAAUCUGUCAGGAAGUGUGCAGCGUGACUAAGUUACAGCUAACAUUUAUCAGCAGUGAGAUCGAAAGAUCAAUAUUUCUCUCCCCAGUUGCUGUAGUAAACUGUAAACGCUAGAAUGGCAAGCUCAGCCUUCUGAAUAACGUCAAUGUGUUUUUGCCUUCUGACUGAAAUGUACAGAUUUAAAAUAUACAUUUCAUUUAAUUCACGGCAGCCUUUUAAGAUGUCAAACCCAAGCCAGCUUUAAAUGAAACCCUAAUGAAAUGCACAUCCAGUCAGAUUUUUUUUACAUUUAUUCUUCAUUUGGCUAUUUAUUUUUGAAACAACUCUAAACGCAGUGGGGCAUAUCUUUUGACAAACAAUUAUUAUAUAUAUAUUUUUUUUUUUGAUUAAACAAUUUUAUCCUCUUAAUUUCUGAGUUCUUAAAACCGGGUUAAUUCAACCUUAUUUGUCAUUCAUCAAGUUGGUUAAUGACAACUGCUAAUAAGAAGUGUAAGCUGUAUGUGGGUGCAUGUAGACAUCUUUCUCUCUCCCACUAUAAUGGUACUAUUAGGGAAGAUACAGGCUAGUUUCUAUGUCGUCAUGCACUUCAACUUAAUACGCAUGCGUCAAUAUCAUCGCUUUUUAAAGGAAAAUGUCACUUAAGUAAUUAACUUGAAGAUAAACCUUUGUUAACUGCUCCUUGUAUUAGGAGUGUCAGAAAAAGCUGCCCUAUGCUUAGCUCUGUGUGCAUGAAGGGUGUUUGAAUGGUCAGACGCUGUAGAGACCUGGGCCAACUCGGUACACAGGACGGGAGUAUCGACUGUAAAAAGGGGGAAGUCUCAUUUUAAAUUCUAGAGUAACAUUUUAUCACUAAACACAUUUUAAGGAAACCUUGUGAAAGGGAAUCUCAAAAAUGGGGCUGCUUAGGUCGAGGCAUUUGGGGGGGGGGCCAUAAUAGAUGAUUGGAGCCCCUUCCUCAUAUUUGGGAGGUCGCAAGGAGAGUGGGAGGGGAGAUGUACAUGACAGAAUUCCCUCCCAGUGCAGUAAUGUCCUGCUCCAUGGAGAAUGAGAUUGAGGCUUUUGUGGGAAGUUUGCCCAAUGACUUGCAUGAGUGAUGUCACGCUGUCAUACUCUCGACUUCAUGGGCAGUUUCCCAGUGUGACAUUUUAUAAUGGAUCCGAUGUCAUGCUUACUGUCAAUGUUAACCUACAUAUUCACAGUCUGGCUGGGCUGUUUUGUAUCAGAACAAAAGGGACAGAAGAAUACACUGUAUGCUAUGCAAGUGCUUUCUAAACAGAUACUCUGACAAGGAAUCAUAGGUUUACAUAUGUUAAAAGGAUCUCCGACUACUUUGGUAGGCUGGUAGAUGUGUAUAGUCUAGGCCGAGGUAGUAAAGAUCUGUUGGUAUCUAAAGUGGUUACCAUGACACCCGGAUAGCAGAGGGUAGAUAAAAUCAGAUGUUGUCGGCAUGUUUCAAAAGUGUUGCAUAAAGAUUUGUUGGCAUUUUUAUUGUUUUGAAAUGUAUAGGAAUGAAGGAUGUAGGGAAUGUUGUCAGUCUGGUGUAGAAUGAUUGUUCUGCUCUGUUAUGUCACCAUCACCAGCUGGGUGUUCUGUGUGCAAGGACUUUCGAAUAUUCGUUUUAUUUCCUGUGACUUGUGACAUUAAACUCUGUCAUUUUGUGGA
Messenger RNA from Oncorhynchus gorbuscha (pink salmon), 4494 nucleotides. RefSeq names its product suppressor of cytokine signaling 6-like. NCBI's taxonomy places the organism in Eukaryota, Metazoa, Chordata, Actinopteri, Salmoniformes, Salmonidae. Gene Ontology annotation, cellular component: phosphatidylinositol 3-kinase complex. Gene Ontology annotation, biological process: regulation of growth; intracellular signal transduction; phosphatidylinositol phosphate biosynthetic process. Gene Ontology annotation, molecular function: 1-phosphatidylinositol-3-kinase regulator activity. The coding region runs from base 395 to 2131 and encodes 578 amino acids. The transcript is spliced from 3 exons. The record is from RefSeq and is a predicted model, not a curated record.